Messenger RNA from Lotus japonicus, 2120 nucleotides. RefSeq lists its product as uncharacterized. The record is from RefSeq and is a predicted model, not a curated record. The coding region runs from base 178 to 1938 and encodes 586 amino acids. NCBI's taxonomy places the organism in Eukaryota, Viridiplantae, Streptophyta, Magnoliopsida, Fabales, Fabaceae. The transcript has 2 exons.
AAAAUUAGAAAUCCAUCACCUCCUAUUCCUUCCUGUUCCAAUAAGAACCAAAAACUGUUCAAAAAAAAAAAAAGAACCAAACUGAACCUAAUUUUGCUCCCUUCACACCAAAGUUUCGUCCUUUAUCUCUUGCGAUCAAUGUCAAAUUUGUACUAUACUCAUGGAUGAGAAACCAAGAUGAAAAGGUCUGAGAAUGACAAAAGCAAUUUGGUGGGAAGUAGUUCUGAGCAAGAGAGCCACAUCCAUAAGAAAAAGGGGAGGAAAGAUAUUGAAGUGAUGGAUGGUAAUGUUGCUGAUAGUGAAGAGGUGCAUGUCUUUGAUGAGAAGCAACAAAGCAAGAUGAAGAAAAGAAAAAAUUAUGAUGAUGUUUUACCAACUGGAAUACGGGAAGUGGGUUCUUCGAAACGGAGCAAAAAAGGCAAAAUGACAGAGGAUGGUGAGUUAAAAAACAGUGAAGGUGGUCAUAGAACUGAAGAGGAAGAUGAUGACCAAGGUCAGAAGAUGGAGAAGAAGAAGAAGGAACUGAGUGAAGAAAGCCAACACAAUGAAUAUGAUGGGUUUAAGAGUAAUGAAGGUGGAGAUGAUGACCAAGGGAAGAAGAUGAAGAAGAAAAAUAAGAAGAAACUGAGUGAAGAAAGCCAACAAAAUGAGUGUGAUAGGUUUAAAAGCAAUGAAGGUGAAGAUGAUGACCAAGGGAAGAAGAUGAAGAAGAAUAAGAAGAAAAAACUAAUUGAAGAAAGCAAAAGUAAGGAAGAGGAUAACAAGUUUAGAAGCAAUGAAGGUGAAGAUGGUGACCAAGGCAAGAUGAUGAAGAAAAAGAAACUGAGGGACAAGAGAAAAAAUAAGAACAGUGAGUUUAACAGCAAUGGAGGUGGUUCCUCUUCGGCUAGAGUCAAGGCAGGUGAUGCUAAUGCUCACGGUGUUGUCACUGCAGUUGGUGAUCAAAGCAAGAAUAUGAAGACAAAAAAGAAAGCCAAGGAAGAUACUGGUGAAUCUUCUAACCCUGCAGCAUAUGAUGGAACAUCCAAACCCAAACGUGUAACUUUUUCUGAUCAAGUGGAGGUUUGUGAUGAUAUUUUAGUGCGUGGGAAAAGGUUUACACCAGAAGAAGAUGAGAAGAUCAAAGAGGCUGUUUUUGACUAUAUAGAGUCUCAUGGUUUGGGAGAUGAAGGUCUAGACAUGAUUCUCCAUUGCAAAUCACAUCCUGAAGUUAGAGAUUGUUGGAAGGAAAUUGGAGCAGUCUUGCCUAAGAGGCCUCAUAUCAGCGUGUAUUAUCGUGCUCAUAUUCUGUUCGAAAGGGAUGAGACGCGCAAGUGGACACCAGAUGAGUUUGAAGUUUUACGAAAGCUACAGAAUCAGCAUGGAUCUGAUUGGAAAAAAAUAGCUGGAGUUUUAGGUAAACAUCCUGUUCAUGUUAAGGAUGCAUGGCGGAGAAUAAGGCAAACCGAUACAAACAAAGGACGUUGGACCCAAGAUGAGUAUCAACAGUUAUUUGAUUUAGUAAACAAAGAUCUACGCGCAAGAGCUGCAGAGGAAUGUAGAAAAUCAAAACAUGGUAUGUUGCGAGAUAAUGUUAGUUGGGAGGCAAUCAGUAACAAAUUCGGUGCGAGAAAUGGUGCACGGUGCUGCCUAAAGUGGUAUAAGCAAUUAACAUCACCUAUGGUUGCUGAUGGUGUGUGGAGUGAUACAGAUGACUACCGCCUGCUAAAUGCUUUAUAUACUUUGGAUGCUUACUCAAUGGAAGAGGUGGACUGGGACAAUCUGCUUGAGCACAGGUCUGGUGAUAUGAGCCGAAAAAGAUGGAACCAAAUGGUGCAAUAUAUUGGGCAACAUGGAACAAAGUCAUUUGCUGAGCAGGUGGAAAUUCUUGCUAAGAGAUUUUGCCCUGACUUAUUGGAAGCAAGAGAGGCCUUUGAUAGCAAACCUGUGGUUGGUUAAUGUUAUGAUCCUGUAGUAUGAUUUUCCCUGGGGUGAAGUGAUUUUGUACAACUGGAGUGUGUUCUCAUGGUUAUGAUGUUUUUGUGUGACCAUGCAAACCUUUAACUGGAUUGUGUUGGAACUUUAGGGUGGGUUUAUAGUAGUGUUUACUUGUUAUAAAAUACUAAUCCUGCUCACUGUGA